GCACGCAAUAAUUGUAUGCACUUAGGUCUGCUAAAACCUUUUCCUAUUUGAACCCCUCCCUCCAUCUUCACCUACCCCCUCCCUCCCUGUUGUUCCUCGCAGUUCCUCUGUUUCAAAUUUCAAAUCCAAGACUCAGUAAAUGGCUUUGCCGAAUCAGCAAACCGUUGAUUAUCCAAGUUUCAAGCUCGUAAUCGUCGGCGAUGGCGGUACAGGAAAAACUACUUUUGUGAAGAGGCAUCUUACUGGCGAGUUUGAGAAAAAAUACGAACCAACGAUUGGUGUUGAGGUCCAUCCCUUAGAUUUCUUCACCAACUGCGGAAAACUCCGGUUUUACUGCUGGGACACUGCAGGACAAGAGAAGUUCGGUGGUCUUAGAGAUGGAUAUUACAUCCAUGGUCAAUGUGCUAUCAUUAUGUUUGAUGUUACUGCUCGGCUCACAUAUAAGAAUGUCCCAACAUGGCACCGUGAUCUUUGCCGAGUUUGUGAGAACAUUCCGAUUGUUCUGUGUGGAAACAAGGUUGAUGUCAAGAACAGGCAGGUGAAGGCUAAGCAAGUCACUUUUCAUAGGAAGAAGAAUUUGCAGUACUAUGAGAUAUCAGCAAAGAGCAAUUAUAAUUUUGAAAAGCCUUUUCUUUAUCUUGCUAGGAAACUUGCAGGUGACCCAAAUUUGCAUUUUGUGGAGGCGCCUGCCCUUGCUCCUCCGGAGGUGCAAAUUGAUAUUGCAGCCCAGCAGCAGCAUGAAGCUGAGCUUGAGGCUGCUGCUGCUCAGCCUCUUCCAGAUGAUGACGAUGAUGCUUUUGAGUAGAUAAGGUGUGUGGUUGUUGAGUGAAUGUAUGUGUUUCUAGCUCAUUUGAGUAUUAGGCCAAAAUUCUUGUGCACAUUGCGCACACAAGCAUUUGACUUGCUUUCAUCUCUGUAGUGUUCAACUGCUUUUCCAGUAUUUGCUUAUAAGCCAUUAUAUUUCUGCUUAAUGUUGAGAAUUUGAUUCAUGCUAUCUUUUACUUUCUUGUUACGUUGACUAAGUGGAAGUUGAGGCCUUUUGGAACUAAAAGGUUGUCUACAAC
Rubroshorea leprosula is the source of this 1064-nucleotide messenger RNA. The record is from the annotation of a GenBank genome assembly. NCBI's taxonomy places the organism in Eukaryota, Viridiplantae, Streptophyta, Magnoliopsida, Malvales, Dipterocarpaceae.